Lactuca virosa is the source of this 3284-nucleotide messenger RNA. Lineage: Eukaryota; Viridiplantae; Streptophyta; Magnoliopsida; Asterales; Asteraceae. The record is from the annotation of a GenBank genome assembly.
UGUAGAUGCUGCCUUUUACCUUUUGGCUUUUGGUGACCUGGACCAGGACAACAUCAAGGAUUUUCGUUCCAAUUCCGACUCGUUAUCAACAUCAUCAUCCAGAAUUCUUUCUUAUCACAGUCACCCCACCCCUGUCGAUCUUCUGAAAAUACCCAAUUCAUUCAUUCAUUCGAUCAAAAUUCAAAAUGCUUCCACAUACCCAAUCUAUGACUUCACCUCUCCCAUCUAUCUUCUCCCCAAAACUUCCAAUUUCUCAUUCCAAACCCAUCUUUAACUACAAACCUCGCUUCGAUCCUCCCAAGUCCUUACUUCUCCAGCCUUUGAGAUGUUCGGUUUCUCUGGCGCCCGAACAAACCCAUUUACAAUCAAAUGCCACCACCAAGAGUAAUAAACCCUCCCCAGCUGAAAUUUCAAGAACAAUCAUGGAGUUAUCCUCUGUUGGCACCUUUUCAACUACGGCCCAAGACAAUUGGCCUCUUGCUGUUGGUGUUCGCUUCGCCGUUGACCCAGAAGGCACACCAAUUGUUUGCUUAAGUGCUUCUCAUCACCAUUUCGCUAACGACAAAAGGUCCUCCCUUAAUGUUCAGUUAGAGCAAUCUGGUCUGCGAACAACACAGUGCACCAUCCAAGGUAGCCUUCACAGACCUGACGAUGAAAUUCUCUUGAAGAAGAUUAAGUCACUAUGGGCAAAGAGAUUUGGAGAAAAAGCGGACAAUGAGUUCAUCCAUAUUCUUGAUGUGCAACGUGUACUGCAAAUGGACAACUUCAUGGAGGAUGGUGUAUGGGUUUCUUCUUCAGAUUAUGGACUUGCAAAUGCUGAUCCACUUAAAGAUUCUGCUGAGCGUCUAGUUCAUGAGAUAAACACAAAUAACAUGGAAGAUGUUCUCCGGUUUUGCAAUGUCUUUGUGGAUUCAGAUGUACAGGUGUCAGAAGCAAAGAUGGUGUGGGUUGAUCGAUUAGGGUUUGACAUACAUCUGUAUUCUCCCCAAAAUGAUGUCUUUGAGAUCCGGAUUCCUUUCCCUAGAGAAGUUACAGAUGAGAAAGGGGCAAAAUCGUCUUUUAAUGGUAUGUCCCAGACAGCAUGGGAAGUAGAAAAAAACUACCAUACCCUAGAAUUUGAGAAAGUAAAACAAUUGAAGAAAAUAGCCUCCAAGGUACAAUGAUUACAAGUUUCCUGAUUUUGAGCAUACCAUUUUGUAAGAUGAGUUAUAUUUUGAUUAAUCAAUAAGGAAAAUACAGUCUGUUUUAUAUACAUAUACACAAAUAGCAAAUAUGUACAUGAUUAUGUUAGGAAAGAAGCCAUGGAAGAUCAAGCUGCAACAUUUGCUGGUGAGAAAUGACCUGUAACAACAUUCUUGAUCUUCCCCAUCAAGCUUGUACACUUGGCACUAGAACCAUACUUAUCCAACUUUGACCUAAACAUGGAAGUCAACAUAUUCUCUAUUUUCUCAUCACUAUAUUUUAAAUACUUAUUACUAUUAGGACUAUGAGUAGCUCCACUUUCCACUAAGGUCUUGUAAACAGGGACUACAACUUCCAUAAUCAUCUGGCAAGUUUUCCAUCUCAAAUCUCUAUCACACAACACCCAUUCAGAUUGUUUUCUAAACACUUGAUCAAAUACAUCAUUGAAUCCUUUCAUUUUGUUUCUGUCAUUGUUGCUUAAUAAAGCUGGAAUUCUCCCCCAACUUUCUUUCAAAUAAAGUGAUGUGUAGUAUUCUAUAUGAACUUCAUGUCGUUUUAUCCAAGAUUCCCCCAUUAGAUCCCCAAGCUUUGUACCCUUUAGAUGUUUGCUCAAGUAGCAACUGGUGUUCAUCAAGAAAAUAUAAGAUAAAGAAGCAUCUUCAUAUCUUUUUGCCCAUGUGUCCAAGUUAAGUUCUAGUGAUUUCACUAUGUUUUUAAUUUCAACUGAAACAAUUCCCUUUGUGAACUUACUUUCAUUAUGCCAACUGGAGUGGAUCUUUAGAACUUGUUCAAGUUCAUGUUUGUAUUCAUCAUCUAACAACUCGUUAGCAUAUUCUGUUACAAAGAUAACCAAUUUUGGAAUUGUCCCAUCUGGUGGAGGGUCGUUUAGUCUUUGUAGCUCAACUUGUGCUUUAAGGUCUUGAAAAAUUUCACAUGCCCCAUUGACCACAUUCUUGAGUAAUCCCCUAGUUUGACUUUGAAUUUCUGAACAUGGUUUUCCUUUUCCACCAAAAAUUCUGUUGAAAUCUUGUCUGAGAUUGUUGAGAGUGGUAAAGAUGUCUAGGAGCUUGAAAAGUUUGAUUGCUUCUUUCUUACACUUUGUAAUUGUGUUCCCGAAUUUGAUAAAACUCUGUAUUCCCGAUUGGAGGGCGAUUUUGGAAAAGCAAUAUUUCCACACGUUGACUUCAAUGCUCUUACUAAACACGUGUUCACAGAGUGUGUACUCAAGUUCAAGAAGAUGCUUAACUACAAACUCCAAAUGUCUCCCCCAUUCGUCUAUAUAACCUUCUACUUCUUGCACGCUAUGAAAUUCUGUUAAUGUAAUCUCCAAAUAAUCCAAAUCAAGACCUUCUAAACUUCUAUGGACAAUUGUGCCCCUGAUCUUUAUAUAAACAUGAAUGCAUUGGUCCACAAGAUUGUUGCAUGAAAAGCAUGCAACGAUAUCUUGUAGGUUUUUGACAAUGGGGAAAGGUAAAGCUUCUGGUAUUGGAUCAAAUACAUCACUUUCAUCAUCACCAGAUGAGAAAAGAGACAAAGGAACUUGAAGAGGGAAACUGUUUUCGAUUAAAAGAGUUGUGAAUUCAUGUUUUAAAUUCUCAAAAGCAACAUUUAGAAUUCCAUGUUUGAGAAGAGAACGUUCUUCAAACCUUUGCAACUCUUUAAGUAUAUGGAGAGUUUUAGAGACAUUGGAGUGGUAGAGGUUGUCAACAAUGGUUGUGUUGAUGUCUUCCACCCAUAGGAUGGCUAAGUUGCAUGUGUUGGUGAGAAGAGUGAGUGCUUGGCUGAAUCUUUUGAGGAGAGAGAGGUGGUGGUGGAGGUCGGGAGAUGGGUGGUGGUCUGAGAGUAAACCCCCGAGCUCCUCCACCACUUGGUAGACCUGGAAGACGGCGGAAACGGGUGGAAGUGCACGGUGGAGGUGGUGGUGGAGGGUGGAGAGAGAGGGGAUGUUUGUGAUGUGGGAUUUGGAAGAAUUGAUACGGGAGAGAUUGGUGGUGGUUUGGUGGAUUUGGAGGUCUAGUUGGGUGGAUUGGUGUAAGGUGGUUUUGAGAAGAUCUCUAGUGCGAAUGAGAUGUUCCAUUUUAGGGAGAGUUGUGAUGAUGAAG